Messenger RNA from Asterias rubens (European starfish), 1053 nucleotides. Its product is annotated as adenosine receptor A1-like. Gene Ontology annotation, molecular function: G protein-coupled receptor activity. The transcript has a single exon. NCBI's taxonomy places the organism in Eukaryota, Metazoa, Echinodermata, Asteroidea, Forcipulatida, Asteriidae. Gene Ontology annotation, cellular component: membrane. The record is from RefSeq and is a predicted model, not a curated record. Gene Ontology annotation, biological process: G protein-coupled receptor signaling pathway. The coding region runs from base 1 to 1053 and encodes 350 amino acids.
AUGGAGGAAGGAUUUGGGAAUCAAUCCAACUUGACUCUUAGACCAGUGUUCCCCCCUAGAGCCAUUCCAAGCAGUCCUCUGAUUGGUCUAGAAGUAUUCCUCGGCUCAGUGGGAUUGGUCGGUAAUGCCCUUGUGUGUAUAACGAUUUGGCAUAGUAAGACACUGCACACCCUCACCAACUAUCUGAUUCUGAACUUGGCCAUUGCUGAUUUUCUCAUCUCGUUAUGUGCAAUAUUGAAUCCCUGGCUAAUCUGGGAGAAGUUCAGUUCAACCGUAUUGCCGAUGUGUUACACUGAUGCUAAUAUUGAUAGCUACCUAGAUGUACAGGUGUAUUCUUUAUUCCAUCGAAUCUUCACGGAUAGCUCACCGCUGUGCCUGCUCCUUGUUACCCUCGAGCGGUUCGUGGGAAUAGUCCAGCCCCUCAAACACCCCACCUUCUUCUCGACCUUGAAAACCGUUAUUCUUCUCCUACUGACCUGGGCCGUGCCGUUCCUCCUGGAGGCUCCGGCCGGACUCUGGUUCAUCGUCAAGUACAUCCAGAACAAUUGCAUGGCGUCUAAUGCACGAGACGAGCCGUGGAUCAUCACCUUCCCGGUUGUCAGUUCCGUCAUUGCCGUCAUCGUUCCGGCAUUGAUCAUGGUAUACAUGUAUAUUGUGAUCCUUCGGAACUUAAAACGGAGCGCCAGGAACCUAGAAGAACAGGGAAUCCACGGACCACCACAGGAACUCCACAGGGCUCAUCAGAAGGUGGUAAACACUCUCGUUCUGGUCACCAUCGUCUUCAUCGUGCUCAUAUUCCCAUGUAGAGUUAUCUACAUCUAUACUGUUGUCAGUCUGGUUCCGACUGCCCCACAACCCGUGGUCUUACAGCAGAUCGUCCUAAUCCUCGGAGUCCUGAAUUCCGGCAUCAAUCCCGUAGUGUACGGAUUCAAGUAUGAUAAGUUCCGGAGAGCCUUCAUUGAUAUGAUGUGUUGCUGCUGUAAGAGAUCUAGGGAUAACGCUGUACAUACCGAGAUGAAUGCGACACGUGGUACACAAUCUACGGAACCGUGA